AUGAGGGCCUUCUUGCGAUCUGCUGAUGCCAUGGAAGAUGAGGAUGAGGAAAUCAAAGUGUGGGUUAAGCAAGUUAGAGAGGUCGCUUACGACGCAGAAGACAUCAUCGAUGAUUUCUUGUAUAGAUUUGAGCAUCCCAGGCGACAUGGAUUCUACGGUUACUUAUGGAAGUUGGCUCGCGGAAUCAAGAACUUGAAAGCUCGCCAUCGAAUUGCCUCCCAAUUGCAGAGUAUCAAGCUCGGAGUCACUGAUAUUUCUGAGGGGCACCAGAGAUAUGGCUACAGACUGAGUAUUCCACAGAUCGGGUCGAGCUCUGGAACUAAACCUUGCUACUUCUCUGAGCUUAGAAGCGAUGCACUGUUGCUGGAAGAAGCUCAACUAGUGGGCAUUGAAUCAGAGAAGCAAGAUCUUUUGAGUUUUCUUGUGAAUGAUACCUCUGAACUACAAGUGGCUGCUGUGGUCGGAAUGGGAGGGCUGGGCAAAACCACUUUGGUGAGUACAGUUUAUAAUGAUUUACAAGUAAAGAAUCAUUUUCAUCAACUCCAAGCUUGGGUCACUGUAUCACAAUCGUUCAAGCUGGAUGAACUUCUGAGGCAAAUUAUCAAGCAAUUGUUUAAAGCUAUCAAUCAACCACUUUCUAAUGAAGUUGAGAAUUCCACUGACACACACUUCCUAAAGACAACAAUUGUUGACUUUCUUAGUGGGAAAAGAUAUCUGCUUGUAUUGGAUGAUAUAUGGGAUGUGGAUGCAUGGGAAGCAUUAAAACUUUCAUUUCGGAACAACAACAAUGGUAGCCGAUUGAUGAUCACAACUCGUACUGAAGAUGUGGCCUCUUCUUCUACCAAAUACCUUGGAGGUUGGAUCUUGCACUUAAAUCCUUUAUCUUUUGAAGAUUCUUGGACUUUAUUUUGUGCAAAAGCCUUUCAAAGUAAUCUAUGUCCUCAGCAUUUGGAGAAAAUUUCACGAGACAUUCUAAAAAGAUGCAAGGGAUUACCUCUAGCCAUUGUGUCAAUAGGAGGUAUGUUGGCCACAAAGGACAUCAACAAGGUAGAUGACUUGGAGAUUAUUAACCGUUCUCUACAGGCUGAAUUGCAAGGCAAUAGAAAACUGAAAGGCAUGCAAGCCAUACUUUCUCUUAGUUUCAAUGAUUUGUCGUACAACUUGAAAUAUUGUUUCAUGUAUCUGAGUGUAUUCCCUGAGGAUUACUCGAUUAAACGCAAUGUUUUGAUUCGAUUGUGGAUUGCUGAAGGUUUCAUAGAAGGAAGAUCAUUAGAAGAAGUGGCAAAUGGUUGUUUUAACGAGCUUCUUAAUAGAAGCUUGGUCCAAGUGACUAAUAGAUACACAGAUGGAAGAGUCAAAAAAUGUCGAGUGCACGAUAUUUUAAGGGAAACUAUGCUUCUUAAAUCGAAAGACCAAAGCUUUGCAACAAUAACUAAUAAAGGGGGAGUUGUAGAAAGUUGCCAGAAAGAGUACGACGACUAUCUGUGCAUGAAGGAACAGCAAUAG
Messenger RNA from Humulus lupulus (European hop), 1506 nucleotides. Its product is annotated as disease resistance protein RPM1-like. The transcript has a single exon. Gene Ontology annotation, biological process: defense response to other organism. Gene Ontology annotation, molecular function: ADP binding. Lineage: Eukaryota; Viridiplantae; Streptophyta; Magnoliopsida; Rosales; Cannabaceae. The record is from RefSeq and is a predicted model, not a curated record. Bases 1 to 1506 code for a protein of 501 amino acids.